CAUCACUCACAGAGUGUUUUCUAGCCUGUAGAGGAUGAGGGGGGACCGAAGGUUUAGCAUAAAAAUACAAAUUAACUGCUACUGAGCUAUUGUAUUUCACAGCAAUACAUUUUGUCACCUCCCUGCCGUUAUUCAUAAAGAGAACAUAGCCUGGUAACGUUGGAUCCCUGGCACAUCGGUGUUGUGCAUUUGCGCAAAAGCCAAUGGAACACAGUUGUAUAUACAGCCAUUGGACUUCUUGCACUUAUCCAUCUCUGUAACGAAAGUAGCAUACGUUUAUAUAGGGGCUGCAAUCAAGAGUUUGGGACACGCGAUUGCUUGCUAUGGGUGCAAUUUUGGCUUUUAUUUUCGCGACCUAUCUAAGCGCGGUUUGGGGAUGCCAGUUGCCCCACGACUGGAGGCCACAGACGGAGGCGUGCCGCGCCGAGCUUGCGGAGAUAAUAGUUUUUGCCAAGGUGCUUGCGCUACACAAGGACUCGUACAGUGUGUAUAACUACCUGCCUUGGCAGUAUGACACCGACCUCUUCUUCUCCGCGGAAAUCGAGCUGCAAUGUGACCAGGCGUGGGGCAGCAUGCUUGAGGUCCCUGCCGGAUCCCGGUUCAAUGUUACCGGACUAGGAUACUUCCCCUGUUACUCAUACAGUGCUAUAGAGAACAACUCCUACUAUUUCUUUCUGAGGAUGGAUGAGAACUACAGCAUCAUCCCCCAUGGGGUAAACUUUCAAGACCCAAUCUUCCCCGACACACCAGAGAACCACCGCAUGUUUGCCAGUCUCUUUCAGUUCUCAAACUGCACGGCUGGAACCAUGGUCCACACCUACACCCCAGAAUGGGAGGCUCGGGAAGACAGCCGGCUGCUUUGCUCAACUGUGCAAAAGGCCUUGUUUGAAGAGGAAGAGCGUGUGAAGACUCUUUCCCAGAAGGUGCGUUCUCUGGAGAAGGCCAACAGCCAUCUGCGGGAUAAGGUGAAGAACAUGAAGCGCCUGCUUCGCCAGGCCAAACGAGACACCAAAGACCAGCAGACCCUCUCCAUGAAACAGUUGCAUGACUCCAAGCCCUCCCACCCACACCAAGACACCACACAGCAGAAGAGGCCAACUUUAAAAAGAUUGUCAUCAAGACGCUGAAAAACUAAGCCCUUGUCACACAUUUACACACAAACUGUAUUCUAUAGAUCCAUUAGCUUUGUUCUCAACUUAGGAUUUGUCUACUUACUAGUAUUCAGAUAUUUACUUCUCAACAUUCUUAGUUGCGCACAAGGGCAGGCUUAUUUACAGUAACAUUUCCUUGCACAAAAGUAUAGAACACUUGAGCCUAUAGAUGAUUUGUUUGUGUAAACAUGCAUAGAUCACUACCUUUUGAGGUACUGUGAUGAUACUAGAUCAAAGGAGCCCUCUGAGUUGAUGUGAGAAAGUUUGACAGGUGCUCUGCUUGUUCAAGCCAGAAAACAGAUUCCAAAAAUGAUUGCUUUAAGCAAAAUGAAAGGGAAGUUACUUUUUUAUAUUUAACUUUAUAUUUUAUAUUUACUUAUAUAUGCCCAUUAAUGUGAUAUUAACACAUCAUAUGUGCCAUCAAAAUUAUCAAUUUAGUCAUACAAAGUGAUUACCACCAUUAGUGCAUUUCACAGGUAGAAACAGGCAAUCUACAUUUCCUUGUUAUAAGCCCUAUAUUCAAUAGAAAAUCGUACAAAGAAAAUGUUGAAACAGACUUUUUAUUGUUUUAAAAAUAUAUAUAU
This is a messenger RNA of Esox lucius (northern pike), 1735 nucleotides long. RefSeq names its product coiled-coil domain containing 3b (gene ccdc3b). Gene Ontology annotation, cellular component: extracellular region. NCBI's taxonomy places the organism in Eukaryota, Metazoa, Chordata, Actinopteri, Esociformes, Esocidae. The coding region runs from base 324 to 1127 and encodes 267 amino acids. The transcript has 3 exons. Gene Ontology annotation, biological process: negative regulation of gene expression. The record is from RefSeq and is a predicted model, not a curated record.